Messenger RNA from Beauveria bassiana ARSEF 2860, 417 nucleotides. RefSeq names its product apoptosis-inducing TAF9-like domain 1 family protein. Gene Ontology annotation, cellular component: FANCM-MHF complex; Fanconi anaemia nuclear complex. The transcript is spliced from 3 exons. Lineage: Eukaryota; Fungi; Ascomycota; Sordariomycetes; Hypocreales; Cordycipitaceae. Gene Ontology annotation, molecular function: chromatin binding; protein heterodimerization activity. The record is from RefSeq and is a predicted model, not a curated record. Bases 1 to 417 code for a protein of 138 amino acids. Gene Ontology annotation, biological process: resolution of meiotic recombination intermediates; replication fork processing.
AUGGCCGAUACCAUGGAAGACGACAGAGACCGCCUCAAGUCGGCACUCUGGUACGCCGUCGGGCAAAUCGUCGACGAGGAGUGCAUGCGCCGUAAUCGUAACGCGACGCCUCAGUUCAUCGGCGCUCUGACGGAGCUCGUCUGGACUCAAAUCGAAAACGUCGCUGUCGACCUCGAGUCCUUUGCCAACCACGCCUCCCGCAGCGUCGUCACCACAGACGACGUGCUGCUGCUGGCGCGCAAGAAUCCGGACUUGCAGCAGCUCAUGCAGGACUACAUCAACGAGCGCAAGACGCAGCGUGGCGCCGCGACUGGAGCCGCGCGCAAGACGGUGACGACGACGGGAAGCGGCAGAGGAGGGCGAGGCGGCAGCCGCGGAGGGGCCAGGGGCGGCGCAACGAGGUUAUCGGGCCGGUGA